GCUCAGCCCGGAAGCGCUGCUUGGCGCGGGGGCCGUGGCCGGGCGGGCCGGCAGCUCCCGGCCCGGCCCUGCCUCCCUAUUUGUAGCCGGCGGCAGCUGCUGGGGCUGCGCAGAGCGGGCUGGUGAGGAGCAGCGCUUCACGGUGCCGCAGCUAUAACCAUGGAGAACCUGUGCAAGGCCAACAGCAGAUUUGCACUUGAUCUGUUCAGAAGGUUUAAUGAGACCAACCCAACAGGAAAUGUUUUCUUCUCUCCUGUCAGUGUCUCUGCAGCUCUGGCCAUGGUCCUUUUGGGGGCCAGAGGUAAUACAGAAGCACAGCUGCUGAAGACUCUUCAUUUUGACACAGUUGAAGAUAUUCACUCAAGAUUUCAGACUCUGACUGUGGACAUAAACAGAAGCAAUGCUCCCUAUCUCUUGCGCCUUGCCAGCCGCCUUUUUGGAGAGAGGUCCUACAACUUUUUGCCGGAGUUCUUGACUAAUACUCAUAAAUUAUAUGGAGCUGAGUUGGCUACAGUUGAUUUUCUUCAGGCUUACGAUGAAGCCAGGAAAGAAAUUAACCAGUGGGUAAAGGAGAAAACUGAAGGUAAAAUCCCUAAUCUGCUGUCUGAAGGCUCAGUUGAUAGCACGACCAGGCUGGUGCUGGUGAAUGCUAUUUAUUUCAAAGGGAGCUGGGCAGAGAAAUUUGAAGAAAUCAACACCACUGACAUGCCAUUUUGGUUAAAUAAGAAUGAAACAAAGACAGUGAAAAUGAUGUAUCAGAAAAGUAAGUUUCCUUUUGGGUACAUCCCUGAAGCGAGGAUCCGCGUGUUAGAGCUGCCUUACAAUGGAAGAGAGCUGAGUAUGAUCAUUCUGUUACCUAAUGACAUUGAAGAUGACUCCACUGGGCUGCAGAAGCUGGAAAAGCAGCUUACUUUAGAGAAGCUCCAGGAAUGGACAUGUCCAGAGCAUCUGCGUUCCAUUGACGUUCACGUGCGUUUGCCAAAGUUUAAGCUGGAAGAGAGCUACAGCCUGGCAUCAGAUUUAGCGGCGAUGGGUUCGAGGGACAUGUUUGACAGCGGCAAAGCUGACCUGUCGGGAAUGUCAAGGGCUCGUGACCUCUGUAUUUCAAAGGUUGUCCACAAGGCUUUUGUAGAGGUGAAUGAGGAAGGCACAGAAGCUGCAGCUGCCACUGCUGCUGUUGUUAUGUUCUGCACGGCUUUAGCCAUGCCUGUUGAAGAGCAUUUCAAUGCUGACCACCCUUUCCUUUUCUUUAUUCGCCACAACCCAACACAGAGCAUACUUUUCUUUGGCAGAUUUGCUUCUCCUUUAAAAGAAUGAGACCUUAACAGGUGCAGACCACUUCCUGCUGUGGUCAGUGAAAGCUUUGCUCCCAGAAUGAGUUGGCUUUUGAUGUAGAAAGUUGAUUUUCCUGUUGAGUUCCUUGUAACUUUGACUGAGAUUCUGCCUUCCUCAUUAAACAAUGCCAGAGAAACUGAGGAGUAACUUACAAUAAUCCAGUCAUUCCUUACACAUGUAUACUAGGAUGUUCUUGCAAAGCUUUUCCUCCCCUAAAGGCUUGUUUUUCUAAUUGAUCUUAAUAAAAUACUUCCAGGCACCAAAAGUCAUGUUUCUGCACAGCUGAAUUUACAUAUUUCUGUUGUGUAAUAGGUCAGAUAACAUUUCUUUGGAGACAUCUAUUAAUAGAGGAAGCAUUAUUUAAGCAAAAGUAACCCCUUCCAGUCAUUAGCCAGAAAGCCCCUUGUAGUUUUUGAAUGGGGAGGAGGAGAAGAAAGGGCUAACAACUUAAAGUGAUAUGUUUAAACAGGGUUUUUAAAAAUAAUAGUCUGGUGGCAUUUUAGUUCGUAUAAAAUGUGUCAGGGCUUAGAGGUUUUAGGUGCUUUAGGCUAAUGAGUUCCUUUCUGCAAAUUCAGAAGCUUUUAGUAUAGUGUUAGAGUCUGGCCAGAACCUAUAUGAUCCUCAAAAAAUACUCACCUUCCAGCAGUGAAUGACUGCAUAAUCCAGGAUAAAUAUCAGAUGUGGCUCUUCAUGUACAAGGAUUACUGAGCUGAGUUCCAUUGCCUGUUCAUACACAGGCCUUUUGUGCUGUACAGUGCCUAAUACCCAGGAGCCACUGUAGUUACAUACUGUUGGUGGUCUGUUUUGGGAGGUUAUUUGCUUGUAUCAUGUAUAU
Colius striatus (speckled mousebird) is the source of this 2170-nucleotide messenger RNA. RefSeq names its product leukocyte elastase inhibitor. Gene Ontology annotation, molecular function: serine-type endopeptidase inhibitor activity. Lineage: Eukaryota; Metazoa; Chordata; Aves; Coliiformes; Coliidae. The coding region runs from base 160 to 1317 and encodes 385 amino acids. The transcript is spliced from 7 exons. The record is from RefSeq and is a predicted model, not a curated record. Gene Ontology annotation, biological process: negative regulation of endopeptidase activity.